UAGCAAAGGUUCAAGAUUAGCUCAGUCAUAUAUCAGCUGAUUUCGUAGCUGGGUGACGGCUAUAAAAGCAGUUCUUAAUUUUCCUCCUUUAUCAGUAUAUAUUUUUAUUAUGCUUCGUUUCUUGCAGUAGCUCAGUUACAAUAUAAUUUUAAAAUGCGUUUAGUGAUCUGUGAUACAGCAGAUUAUGUGGCAGAAUGGUCUGCUAAAUAUGUUCUAAAAAGAAUUAAUGAUUUCCAACCAAAUCAAGAUAAAUAUUUUGUUCUUGGUCUUCCAACAGGUGGUACACCUUUAGGAAUGUAUAAAAAGCUUAUAGAAUAUUAUAAGACAGGAAAAAUUUCCUUCAAGUAUGUAAAAACCUUUAAUAUGGAUGAAUAUGUUGACUUGCCCAGGGAUCAUCCAGAAUCUUAUCAUUAUUAUAUGUAUAAUAAUUUUUUUAAACAUAUAGAUAUAGAUCCAGAAAAUGUGCACAUUCUUGAUGGUAAUGCACCUGAUCUUGUAAAGGAAUGUGAUGAUUUUGAAAAUAAAAUUAGAGAAGCUGGUGGUAUUGAAUUGUUUAUCGGUGGUAUUGGUCCAGAUGGUCACAUAGCUUUCAAUGAACCAGGUUCUUCUUUAGCAUCACGUACAAGAGUAAAAACAUUGGCUCAAGAUACGUUAGAAGCUAAUGCAAGAUUUUUUGGAAAUGAUAUUUCCAAAGUUCCAAAUCAAGCAUUGACUGUUGGUGUUGGUACAGUGAUGGAUGCCAAAGAAGUGAUGAUUCUUAUUACAGGAUCUCAUAAAGCAUUUGCUCUUUAUAAAGCAAUAGAAGAAGGGAUCAAUCACAUGUGGACUGUAUCAGCUUUUCAGCAACAUCCUCGUACAAUAAUUAUUUGUGAUGAGGAUGCUACUCUAGAAUUACGCGUGAAGACAGUAAAAUAUUUCAAGGCUCUUAGUGCUACACAUCAAAAAUUAAUUGAAGAAGAUGGAGAUGCAAUCCUUCGUCGUUCAAUACAAAACAAUUAAAAUAAAUUUGUCCAAUCCAAAGUAAAGUUGACUAUAGGAAAAUAUUGAUUUAAAAUAAUAUAAAAUAUUAUUGUUAUACAUAUAUAAAAAUGCAAACAGCCUUAUAUAAAAAGGAUUUGAAUGCAUGUGACGAAUUUUUUAAAUUGCAUAAUGUAUGUAUGUACAUUAUAUGAACCAAUUGAUAAAAAUUUUAUAAAAUAUAAAUAUAUAUACUUGUUUUAAUAAAACAGAAAUUAUAAUAUUGUUAUUGUUCCACUGUUAUAUCUUUUCAGAAAUAAACUUAUUCUUUUUAUCACAA
This is a messenger RNA of Frieseomelitta varia, 1297 nucleotides long. RefSeq names its product glucosamine-6-phosphate isomerase (gene Oscillin). The transcript has 6 exons. Gene Ontology annotation, molecular function: glucosamine-6-phosphate deaminase activity; identical protein binding. The record is from RefSeq and is a predicted model, not a curated record. Bases 154 to 999 code for a protein of 281 amino acids. Gene Ontology annotation, cellular component: cytoplasm. Gene Ontology annotation, biological process: N-acetylglucosamine catabolic process; D-glucosamine catabolic process; carbohydrate metabolic process. Lineage: Eukaryota; Metazoa; Arthropoda; Insecta; Hymenoptera; Apidae.